Molecule: messenger RNA, 702 nt
Organism: Fopius arisanus
Lineage: Eukaryota; Metazoa; Arthropoda; Insecta; Hymenoptera; Braconidae
Product: coiled-coil domain-containing protein 12
Exons: 4
Coding region: 153-605 (150 amino acids)
Cellular component (GO): U2-type spliceosomal complex; post-mRNA release spliceosomal complex
Source: RefSeq, a predicted model, not a curated record
AUUGAUAUUGUCAUAAUUUUUGUAUUCGCUCAUUCAAAAAAUUACACUGAGAAAGAAAAAUCUGGAAAAUGAAUGCAUUUUUGCCAGUGAUUCGACUGCAGCUCAAUCCAUAAUCAUAACCUCUUCGAGUGAUAAAAAUAAAUUCCUCUGAGAUGAAUGAAAAAACUGUGGGAACUCUGGAAGAAGAAGCAUUAAAGAGGAAAGAGAGACUCGCAGAGUUGAAGAAGAAGAAAGAUCAUUGCGAGCAAAAAAAUACAGAACAGAAAACCAAUUUACCCAAACCAAGAUUCAGAAGUUACAAACCUCAAGAUGAGAAUCUAAAGGAACAUGUUUUGGAGACUGGAAUUUCAGUCGAAUUGGAGAAGGAAAACCCUGAGGAAGGGACGAGGUCCAAGGCUGUCAUCGAAGAGCUUGACAUUGGGAGUUUAGCACCCCGAAAACCUGAUUGGGAUUUAAAGCGUGAUGUAUCGAAGAAACUGGAAAAACUGGAAAGGCGAACGCAAAAAGCAAUAGCAGAAUUGAUCAUCGAGAGGAUAAAAAAGGACAAAGAAGAUAUAGCAGGAAUUGUCACCCUGACUGGCAAUUCAAGUAUUAACGACAAAUAGACACAAUUUGUAAAUAAUUCUAAUUCUUAAAAUUGUAUUCUUUCAACGAAUGAGUCAGUUUUCAUUGAUAAAUUCUAUGGAUUUUUAUACAGUAUAA